Anastrepha ludens (Mexican fruit fly) is the source of this 4035-nucleotide messenger RNA. RefSeq names its product cyclic nucleotide-gated cation channel beta-3 (gene CngB). The transcript has 7 exons. The record is from RefSeq and is a predicted model, not a curated record. Gene Ontology annotation, molecular function: cGMP binding; intracellularly cAMP-activated cation channel activity; protein-containing complex binding. Bases 507 to 3566 code for a protein of 1019 amino acids. Gene Ontology annotation, cellular component: plasma membrane; intracellular cyclic nucleotide activated cation channel complex. Gene Ontology annotation, biological process: monoatomic cation transmembrane transport. NCBI's taxonomy places the organism in Eukaryota, Metazoa, Arthropoda, Insecta, Diptera, Tephritidae.
GUAAAGCAUACAUACAUAUGCCAGCUGAGAAAUACAGAAGCAAAAAAGCAAAAAUAAAUUAAUUUCAGCGCUCGUUUUACGGUUGUUUGUUUGUACUUGGCGAUUAGUUUCGAUUUAAAACGCUUCGUGUGCAGUUCAAAAUAAAAUUAACUACGAUUAUAUCCAAUCGCCUUGAAUUCAACGAACUAACAUCGGGCUUUCGGGUUUUCUAAUCAAUUUUUUGCACUACCUUUCCAAAAUGAAGUGACAAUUCGUUAACUGGAUUUUGUGCAAUUUCUUGCUGAAAAUCACUUAGUGUAAAAAUCAAACGCCAGCCAUUCAUCAAUACCUUUGAAGCAGUGACCUUUGCAGUACCACAAGUCGGGGCGUCAACGCCGCCACCAACAUCACCACUUCCACCACCACGACCACCACCAAAUCAACCAUAUGCCACACGCAUUUUAAGCAACCCCAUAACAACAAAAACAAAAGCAGCAACACCCAACAACUAAAUAGCUACGAAAACGAUGAACAACACAAAAUGGAAUACCCGUAGCUUUAGCGGUCAACGCUAUCACUCGCCCAGUCAACAAGAGGCGACUAUGCGUCGCAGUCUUGAGGAGAUUUCCAAGGAUCUUAAAGAGAUUGAAAAUGUUAUCACCGCCACGGAAAUUGCCGUACGUAAUGCUAACAAAGCGGAUCAAGCACCCAAACGUAGGCGUAACAAAGCUAUGCCGAAUAAGGAGAAUAAAACGCCAAGUCCCACGGAACGUCAAGCAAAUGGUGUUUCGCAAAAGUUAUCGCCCGUCACUUACAAAUUGAACUCCUUCAAACGGCAACGCCAGAAAAUGAGAAGUCCACGUCUCACCAAUUCGAAGCUGUACUUUCGCAAUGGCCGCAUUGGCUGUUUGGAGGCGGAGCAGCAUGGCUCGAAUAUACAAGGCACACACGCGCUAGUCAAGGACAUUCUAAAGUAUGUCAAUGAGAAACCUUUGGUUAGUCCUGAGAGCGUACGUCGUGUGUUGAAUGGUACGAAGACGUGGACGCCAGCAUCACCUACAACACCGCUAACGAAUGCUUCGUCCGUUGCCACGGGUUGCGCGGCGGAAGAGCAAAGAUGCGAGCCAGUGCUGUUGCCUGGCGAAGUGCCAGAUGAGAGCGAUGUGGUUGUUGCCAUAAAUUUUUCCAGAUGCAGCAAUAAUACCAUUACAAAUGGUAGCAAUAGUCAGCGGCGGCCACAAAGUGAAGGUUCCUCGAUGACGGAGAACACAAUGUCACAGCCGCUGGUCGAUGAUGAUGAACAGGAUGUGCAAAUCUGUUAUGACGAGCUGCCGGAUAUAUUGAAUGAUGAGCAGAAUUUUGGACCAGAACUGGUGAAAAGUGAUUUCGCCGCAGUGGCGCCGGAGGAAGAGACACCAACUGAUAGACGCUUUAGCGCAACGAGCCUCAACUCGGAUGUUCGCGACCAGGUGCGUCAUCUUGUGCGUCGCUUUACGGCACGCGCCAACAAAGUUAAAUCACGCAUAGAGUUGCCACCGACACCGUCAAGCAGUACCAGCGCCGAUGCCGAUGCCGGCACCAGCACUGAUGGUUCGGCCUCGCCUGUACGUUCACUCCCAGCUGCACUGAAAUCCGUAAGCACAACUCAUGAAAAUUCGCCAUUCAAAACGAAACUGAUGGAUGCAGCCAAAUCAUUGAAUCGUGGUCGAAUUUUCGAAGCGGACACAUCGCGCUCGAAUGUGUGGAUUUGUUCCAGUUUAUGUGGUAGCAAUAAUGAGGAGAAGACACUUGAUCCACAGGGAAAAAUCUACAUUUCAUGGUUGUGUGUGGUCUCGCUGUCGUUUCUCUAUAAUGCUUGGGUCAUACCGUUACGUUCCACAUUCCCCUUUCAAACGUCGGAAAAUACGAACACAUGGCUGAUAUGUGACUUUUGUGCGGACAUCAUUUAUCUGUUGGACGUGAUUUUUUUUAAACAUCGAAUCAUGUAUCUAUUCGAGGGAUUUUGGGUGAAAAAUAAAAAUUUAACGCGCAAAAAUUACAUGAGAAAGCUGCAAUUUAAGCUGGACUUACUUGCACUACUUCCUUUGGAGCUUUUCUAUUUCAAAUAUGGCACCGGUGCUGUCUACUUACGCUUUCCGCGCUUGUUUAAAAUUCAAAGCUUUUGGGAGGUUUUCAAGCUGCUGGAUCGUGUUAUAUCUUCACCACAUUUCGUACGCGUGGCUAAGACCCUAACCUAUAUGUUGUAUAUGAUCCACCUAACAGCUUGCGCCUAUUACGCCUAUAGUGACUACCAAGGUUUGGGCGUAAAUCGUUGGGUUUUCAGCGGUAAAGGACAUCCCUAUGUGCGUUGCUUUGCCUUCGCCACGAAAACGGCAACUUCUAUAGGUAAAAAUCCGAAACCCGAGCGGGAAGGUGAAUAUGUAUUCAUGACCGCCGCUUGGUUAAUGGGUGUCUUCGUUUUUGCGUUGCUCAUCGGUCAGAUACGUGAUAUCAUUUCGACGGCAACACGCAAUAAAAACGAAUAUCGUCAAUUGGAGGAUGAGACAUUGGAGUAUAUGCGACGUUUGAAUCUGCCAAGCGAAGUGCAAGGACGGGUGAAAAUGUGGUUUAAAUUCACUUGGGAGCAACAGCGUACAUUGGAUGAAGCCAACAUUUUGGAUUCACUACCGAUCAAUUUGAAAACAGAUAUCGCCAUCGCCGUGCACAUACAGACACUCUCGAAAGUGCAGCUUUUCGCCGAUUGCGAGGAGGCUUUACUACGCGAUUUGGUCUUGAAAUUGCGUGCAGUCACCUUCCUGCCAGGUGACUAUGUCUGUCGCAAGGGCGAGGUUGGACGCGAAAUGUACAUUAUCAAACUGGGGCAGGUACAAGUGAUGGGUGGUCCACACAGCGAUAUCGUAUUGGCCACCCUCUCUGAGGGGUCCGUCUUUGGUGAGAUCAGUUUGCUCGGCAUAAAUGGGGCCGAUCGUCGCACGGCAGAUGUACGCUCCAAAGGCUAUGCAAAUCUCUUCGUGCUCUCCAAGUCCGAUCUCAACGAAGUGAUCGCCUACUAUCCCAACGCACAAGCCAUACUGAAGAAACGUGCGCGCGCGCUGAUGCGUAAGAAUGCGGCACGUGAACGUGAGGAAGAGCGCGCCAAAAGCGCGCUAAAAGCCGAUGUGGUUAUCAGCAAUCCAAAGACGCCCGAAACACCGCCCAAGUUGCUGAAGACUGUCAUACAGGCAUUGCCCUACGAGUCACCUGCAGUGAUGCUGAUAACGCGUGGCUCUAAGCGUAUGCGCAAAAAAAGUAGGCCCAAUCCCUUGGCAAGCAUAGAGGACCAAGAGUGUGAUGAUGUCCAGAUAGUGGCAAAUGAGCUGCGUGCCGGUAUGGCGGGCAUACUGGGUGUUGGUGCGGGCGGUGUUGGGAGGCGUGCCAAUUCGCCAGAUUUGCUCUCAUCCAUACAAAAUGAGUUGAAGACCAAGCACAGCUUUAUAAAUUUGACCGAUUCACAAAAAGCACUAAUCAUAUCGAAAUCCACUAACAGUUUAAUGGAGCAGCAGAGCACCGGCGAAGAGGCGCCAUUGAAGGCGAAGGGAACAGUUUAAGUGUGCCAUAUAGGCGACAGCUAUUAAUUACAUACAUACAUAUGUAUGUUUUCGAAAAGGUUUAUAAAUACGUACAUCUCUCUCUGUAUGUACGUAUGUAUGCAUGUAUACAUUAACGUACGAGUAUACUAUACUUUUAUGACAUACUUGUUGGUAAUGAAGAGUGAUUCAAGAAAAAGAGGUUAGUAAGAAUGCAAUAAAAAGUUUUAUUUUAUUAUUGUGACCAUUGAUGUUCUGAACUUGCGGCACUUAGAAGCCAUUUAUGUAACUGCAUGCGCAAACCGGUUCCAAAAACCGCUAUUGUACAUACUGAGAUGCAAAUAAAUAUAAAAACUUCUAUUAAAGCAAAACAUACACACACACAUUUUAUUUGUUUUUUUUUUUAUUCUUGUGAAGAAAUCACAUUUAAUUCAAGUUGUAACAUUAAAAAGAAAAACAUGACAUUUAAGUAAUGCUUCUUCAUAAAUUU